This is a messenger RNA of Alternaria rosae, 2358 nucleotides long. RefSeq lists its product as uncharacterized. Lineage: Eukaryota; Fungi; Ascomycota; Dothideomycetes; Pleosporales; Pleosporaceae. The transcript is spliced from 3 exons. The record is from RefSeq and is a predicted model, not a curated record. The coding region runs from base 324 to 1961 and encodes 545 amino acids.
GGUUUCUUCAUCUGUACUCUUAUCAUCUAUUGUGUUCUCGAUUCAUCUUUAAGGAUGUCGUUCGUUUGCCUUGCGCGCCCCAUCACUGACUCGUGCAUGCUCUAGACGGCCCUUUGGCGAAAUUGCACGAUCUGGCUGCCCCAAUCCUGAGAGCAUCUGCAUGUAAUCAUACCCGAGAAAAUCAGCACUACACAUCACGCCUCCCUUGCAUAGUCGCGACACCACAACGCUCGGAGAUCAUACGACUCUCUACAGCAUCAAAGCUAGUUUGAAUUCAAUUCACCUGGCGAAAUUUCGCGAUUCAUGCAUCUAGGCCAGACGCCAUGGACGGCUCAGCUAUCGCAUACGCAACGUCCAAGGACUGGCUGGACAUCAUGAAGAAUCGAUCAAAAGUGCGUAUGCACGAGCUGAUCGAGCGUCUUGGACUGCGCGCAAAGUGGUCAUCGAACAAACGCGGUAAAACAAACUUUGAAUCCGCCCUCGUACGCGAGCUGGUUGCAGACAUGGGCGAUGUCGUCUCCACACUACCAAAAGAGCCGGAUGAGCUAAUGAAGUUUUUGAGCGACGAGGGAAGUUUGAAAGAGCAGGUGGAUGGCUUACUUGAGAAGCAUGGGGCCAAAGUCUGGGGAAGAGUGGGCGAUCGUGAGCAUCUAAUCACCGCGAAUGAACCCGGAGUCGAAGAAGGACUUUACCCGCGGGAUCUUUACUUGGAGAACGAGGAAGACAGAGCAUUAAUUCACAAACUUCUCCACUGGUGGAUCGGGCUGAAGGCAUGCAACGUCAUUCUUGCGCGCGAACGCCUGGAUCGCGAGAGACGAAAGAAGGCAGAAAAUCGCCAGGCGCGAGCUGAUGCCGAGUUUUCUGGCCAGCAAGAGGGCGGCACGCCAGCAUCGUUUGUUGCGCUUGCGCCAAAUUCGGUGUUGCACGACGGCGAUACAGCGUCACGUGGAAGCCCGAUGUCGUCAAGUGCAAUGCUCACACCUCCAGAAUCGGGGGAAAGUCCCAUUAUGGGACCGCGGGAAGGAGGCGGAUUUAUAGCUGUCAACGGCGGUGGACACGCGACAAAUGGGAAUGCGGCCUUUACAUCGGCGAAAACCCACGAACAGCAGGCUACACAACAGUCUAACAUCGCUGAGGGUGUCUGGAAUAAACUCACAGCUGAAGCAAACAAGUCUCGAUAUCUCAGUACGCUGUCAGGCCCUGCUCCAACCCACGCUGCACAUCCUCCAGAGACCAAAGCAGCGGCACAACAGCAAAUCACCGACGCGACCCAAGCGGCUGCUGAUCGACAGGUCAGCGUACAAAUGGCCGCGCUGGUAGCAAGCUUUCGGUCGGAUGACGGUGUCCCAGAAGAGCUCCCACAGGCAAAUAACAGUAUACCCUACCGUGGUCUGGACUACGAUGGCUUACGGGCGCUACGGCAGUACAUAUAUGGAGAGGAGCGAGGUAUUUCAAUGGACGAAGAAGCUCUCCUCAACCAACUCGAAAGAACAUGGCGAGAAGGCGUUCGCGCCGACUACAACAAGAUGAUCGAGAACAUACCCGUCUUCAUUGCGAGGGAACGAGCAUUUCUGACAUGGGUGGAACUUAAGCGCCACCUGGCAGCUCUAUUACGAGCAAACGAACGUUGGUCAGCCGAAGGCCACACAGCCGCCGAGAUCGAGCGACGCAUCCAACAGCACCGCACCCUCAUGGGCUGCACACAAACCAUCAUCGCCAAUUUUGAAGACGUGGGUCGAGGGUUUGGUCUCGGCCCCAACGUCGCUGUCGACCGCGAUGAGCUACUGCGACAAGCGAUUGUGGUAUUGGCCGGAGAAAAGUAUGCAGUAGAGAUGCAGUGGAAGCCAGUAGAUUUUACGCAGGUAAUGGGUUGGCUGCACGACCACCUGGAAAGCUUCCGCAAAGAAGAAGAGGAAGACGGAAAGGGUAUGCUCUGGUAUAUCGGCGAGUCACGACGCUAGUCGCGAACACCACGAUGAAGAUAUGCACGUAUCAUGCGCGCGGAGCUGUAGUCGUAAAAAAACUGUGUACGAGGAUCAUACAGGCGUUCAGGUUUUCAGGGCGACGAUCGAUCGCCAGGGUCGAGGCCCCCACUAGUAGGUGUCCAGUUCGGGAAAAUCAAGCUAUUCGGGUAGGUCAGCCGUAAAGUGGUGGUUUCAGCUACUUGAUCAUGUUACAGGACCGUGUAGGAUUAGACUAGCUCAGAUGUGCCACACCUCAUCACCAUGCAGUACGGGACUCUGCGACGCGUGAUUUGCUUUAGUUUUGCGAUCGCCUGGAACGCGCGACUGUACGCAGCUUCAAUAGUUCGGCAGCUAGUAUCCGAAUGAAUACACGGCUCGGCAGCACUUCGCAGUA